Messenger RNA from Phytophthora infestans T30-4, 900 nucleotides. RefSeq lists its product as uncharacterized. NCBI's taxonomy places the organism in Eukaryota, Oomycota, Peronosporomycetes, Peronosporales, Peronosporaceae. The transcript has 3 exons. The record is from RefSeq and is a predicted model, not a curated record. The coding region runs from base 1 to 900 and encodes 299 amino acids.
AUGGAAGGCACUCAGACGCUAUCAGCUCGCACACUCCUGGGACUCCCGUGGGCUUUGAAGCCAUUUUUCACACUGUUCACUCACUGCUGUCCGCUACCAAGUGGUUUUCGUCUCCGGUCGACAAUGAUGUUGGGAUGGACGGUGACGGCUGUCGCACUGAUCGCCAUUUUCUUCCAGGACCAGCCAACGCCUUAUUUCCAAGACCGCAAGAUGAUCGGCACGCCACUCAGCGACUUGUCACCUCAGCAGAUGAACAAGAUCAACCUCGACGCUCCGUCACACGGCGCCUUCUACGUUGUGCUCAUGUCGGUGGCUUCUGUAGGCUACGUCUUGGCAGACGUCGCAGCUGACGAACUGGUAAAUGACUCUGUUCUGAACAAAUACAGAGUAGUUGCCACAUUAGGAAGCUUCUUGUUCAUGGGAUUCGGCAUGAGCGGAUGGGACUAUGGUGGAGACUUCGACUUCACGCUGAAAUACACGCAAGUGAUGCUGCUUAUGGGGAUACUCUCGCUUCUGCUUGUGCUUUUGCUAAGUUUCACGUUAAGUGAGUCGCCACGUGACCGUCUCUCACUGCGCCAGUCUCUGAGCGAGAUUUGGGCGUUCAUGCAAAACUGCGGACUGAACCGCGUGCUCCUGUGUCGCUUUGCCGGGGGUGUUUUUGCCGGAGUGAGUGCUACAGCAGUGAAUCCGGUCGCAUUCUACUACGCUGGAGUGCAACCUCUGAACGAUACUGUCGUAUCCUUUGUGGCCAUUCUUGUCGUUUUAUACGCACUUAGCUGGGUGGGCAAGAAGGACUGGACCGUAGACUACCGCGCUGUGAUUGUCGUGGGCACGCUGGUGACGCUUGCACUGGAUUUGGGCGCUACAAUACUACACCAUUACAACUUUUGUGCUGACUGA